AAAAAAGAAAAAAAAAAUCUCUGAAAAAUAUGUUUACACAGAAUUCAUCCAAUGAUCGACUGAACAACCCCUUGAUUAUGAACGCACCUUUAUGAAGAUAGUAUACAGUAAAGUUGGGAGGAUGGAGCGGAGAGUAGAAAAGUGGGGAUGAAAAAAGGGGAAAAAGAGAGAGAGAGAGAGAGAGAGACAGAGGGGGAGAGAGAGAGAGAGAUACAUAGCGUGUAAAAGAAAAGGAGAGGGAGGCGAGGGUCGGUCGUCCCGAAGAUGGCGUCGGCAGUGUGCGCGACGCUCCGCGUCGAGGACGAGAGACGAGGACGGUGGCGAACGAGAAAGAUUCAAUUUGUGUGUUUCGUGUAUUCGAAUAGUAGAAUAUAUCGUGGUAGAUCAUCGUAAUAGAAGAGGAAUAAUAAACGGAAGAAAUCGAACGUAUCGGGGACACCCUCGGCUUUUAAACCUUGUACACAUUAAAUGGGCCAAUCCGGUGACGGCUUCGUCCUAUUGCAUAUUCUCUCUUUAUCAUACACAUAAAUACAUAUACCUAACGUAUAUGUAUAUGUAUAUAGGCAUAUACAAGAAUAUAUAUAUAUAUAUAUAUGUACGUAUAUAAAUACACACACAUAUAUAUAUAACAUAUACAAAUCAAGGUCCGUUCUACCCCAUCUCGAGUGACAGGCGGCCGCUUACGUAACGGAUUAUUCUCGCUAUGAUAACGAUACUCCAGGCGCGAAUACGAAACGACAGAAACGAUCCUUCGAACGACGGGUUAUUCGCGGCGCUGCCUGCGACCCUGCCAGAAAUACGUCGUGACUGACCCGAAUAAUCAUCUCCUCCUCAUCCUCCUCUUCCUCCAUCUCCUACUCCUCUUCCUCUUCUUCUUCCUCCUCCACUCUUCCUAUCCAAUACUUCCACCUCGUUCCUUCUUUACGUAGUCCACGACGUCGUCGGCGACUACAUCUCGUCCACCUACUCUUGUUUCGAUAUAUCUAUAUAUUUAUAUAUAUAUAUAUAUAUAUAUAUAUAUAUAUAUAUAUGUAUAUGCAUAUGCAUAUAUCGUUACCUGUGUGGCGUCUGUGAAAGCGUCCCGCCGGGAUUCCUUCCUCUCGUUUACCGCAACGGUUACAGACCGACCUGCAAAUAUACGGAAAGGAAAGGAAAUUAUGACAGCUGCGCUCGUCAUGGAAAACGUUAACUGGGAUCCCGCAUUAUCGAAACUUCUCAAUUCUCUGAGGGAAAACAAAUCGGAAAUACCAAGCUGUACCGAGGAAGAGUUCGGUUUUCUCAGUGAGCUAUUACAAUCGAAGGAGUUGAACGCCUUGGUAACUGUUCACAAUAAGAUCUUAAACAAUGUCAAGGACGAUAAGUUCUUUCCUGUGUUAUCAAACUCGAUGGACAUUGAUAUCGAGGUGCUCGACUUAUUGUCCACGAAAACUCACAUCUCGGAAGAGUAUAAAGAACUUUUUCAUCUUUUGCAAAAGCCACAUAUGCAGGGUUUACUCUGUGCACACGAUGCCGUUGCCCAAAAGGAUUACUAUCCCAGAUUACCUGAGAUUCCAUUGGAAGUCGACGAGGAUGAAGAGACAGUGAAGAUCGUACAGCUGGUCAAGUCGAACGAGCCCUUGUGCGGCGCCGGGGUCGAACCGAUCGUGGGGGCGACCAUAAAGACCUGCGAGGUCACUGGGAAAAUCGUGAUCGCACGAAUAAUGCAUGGUGGUGCAGCCGACAGAUCUGGCCUUAUUCAUGUUGGUGAUGAAGUCUGCGAGGUGAAUGGUAUCAGCGUUGAAGGGAAGACACCAAAUUGUGUCCUUAAAAUACUGCAAAAUUCGGAAGGUACGAUAACGUUUAAGAUCGUACCAGCGGACAGCAAAGGUGGAAUCAGAGAAAGCAAGGUACGAGUGAGAGCACAUUUUUCAUAUAAGGCAUCGGAAGAUCCUUAUAUACCGUGCAAGGAAGCUGGAUUAGAUUUCGUCAAAGGUGAUGUCUUGCACAUCGUUAGCCAGGACGAUGCGUAUUGGUGGCAAGCCAGAAGAGAAGGUGAUCGAAACAUGAGAGCGGGUUUAAUACCCAGUAGAGCACUUCAGGAACGUAGGAUCAUUCUCGAGAGACAACAAAAGGAUAAAACCGACGAUGACAAUAUAAGCUUGUGUUCUGUUCCAGUGCCUUUGCCUGCAUUGUGCCCCCGUCCCAGUACCUCUUUGCACGCCUCGCCUACAAAGUGCAACUUGCAGGGAAUAAAAACUAAAAAAAUCAUGUAUGACGCUGCAGAAAACGACGACUUCGACCGAGAAGAGGUACCGACCUACGAAGAGGUCGCCAAGCUAUAUCCAAGGCCGGGUCUCUACAGACCCGUUGUUCUUAUUGGACCACCUGGUGUCGGCAGAAACGAACUCAAAAGAAGGCUGAUGGUUACCGAUCCUGACAAGUACAAGACACCAGUGCCCUACACCUCGAGACCACCGAGACCAGGUGAAAUAGACGGGAAGGAGUAUUAUUUCGUUACUCGUGAAAAAAUGGAAGAGGACAUUGAUACUGGCAAAUUCAUCGAGUUCGGUGAAUACAAAGGGAAUCUUUAUGGUACUAGCGCGGAGAGCGUAAGCUCGCUGAUCAAUGCUGGAUACGUUUGCCUGUUAAAUCCACAUUACCAGGCACUUAAAAUGCUUAGAACGCCACAGUCAAAGCCAUACGUGAUUUAUAUCAAACCGCCUAGAUUCGAGAUACUAAAGGAGACCAGGAACGAGAACAGAGCUAGGUCGACAUUCGACGAGAGCAACUCACGAGGUUUCACGGACGAGGAAUUCAACGAGAUAUUGCACAGUGCGGCUAGGAUAGAAUUCCUUUAUUCCCAUCUAUUCGACGAAGUCAUCGUCAACGCUGAUCUCUCAAUAGCUUUUGAACAAUUAGUCAAUGCAGUUCAUAGAGUCGAAUCCGAACCACUUUGGGUUCCAGCUUCUUGGGUGCAAUGAAUCCCUAUUAUCUCGUAUCACGUCGAGUUUGAACUAUACAUACGGGAUAGACGAAAAUUAAGAUAAUGCGGACGAACACAAAAAGAAGAUAGAGAGAGAGAGAGAGAGGGAGGGAGAGAGAGAGAGAGAGGGAGAGAGAAAGAGAGAGAGA
Molecule: messenger RNA, 3111 nt
Organism: Vespa velutina
Lineage: Eukaryota; Metazoa; Arthropoda; Insecta; Hymenoptera; Vespidae
Gene: metro
Product: MAGUK p55 subfamily member 7
Exons: 11
Coding region: 1158-2960 (600 amino acids)
Cellular component (GO): cell-cell junction; plasma membrane
Molecular function (GO): protein binding
Source: RefSeq, a predicted model, not a curated record